Messenger RNA from Aspergillus mulundensis, 2505 nucleotides. It is a transcript of the gene yme2, whose product is annotated as putative RNA12 protein. The transcript is spliced from 2 exons. Bases 1 to 2505 code for a protein of 834 amino acids. Gene Ontology annotation, cellular component: mitochondrial inner membrane. NCBI's taxonomy places the organism in Eukaryota, Fungi, Ascomycota, Eurotiomycetes, Eurotiales, Aspergillaceae. The record is from RefSeq and is a predicted model, not a curated record. Gene Ontology annotation, molecular function: RNA binding.
AUGAUGCGAGCCCUUUUCGCUGGGAAGGCGUCCCACGGUUACCGGCGUUUGCCAUGCUGGCGAAACUCUCCUGCUUAUCAGGUUCCCUAUCUUUACACUGCCCGGCAGGCGAGCACUACUAGUAUAACAGGGUCGGCGAAUGUCAGCUCGCUCGAGACGGGGCAUAUUGAACUCAGUGACAACGAGGGAUUGGUGUUUGUCAAUAACAUCUUCCCACCAAAGCUUCAGUGGUUGCUGCUGUUGGGUCCUCUCAACGGGACAAAGUCGUAUGAAAAUGCGUUGAAACGCAUCAACCGACCGCACCUUGCAGCGUCAGAUCCGCUACAUAUCAUUCGGCAAGUAUUCCCUCAGGGCUUGGAUAUCGAAAUCAAAGAUGUCAUCCCACGUUUCCGCGAAGGCGGUGCCUUUGUGAAGUAUGCUCGCAAAUCAGGAGCCACAGACCACGAAAUUGAGGCAGCCAUAAGGAAACACUUAGAGAAGCACCCUAUCCGGCCGUGGUUCAAUCCUUUUCAGCAGGCAACAGUUGCCCAAGUCCAGGGCAGGCCGUGGAUUGAAGACCUCUAUCGCAUACCAAGCCAGCGUAUUCGAGUUGAAUUUCAUCCAGCUGCACCAGAGGGCUCGCCGGCAGAAUUAUCCACCGAGGCUCUCUACUCGGUCUUUCGCAGAUAUGGCAAGCUCAAGGAUAUUGAAAGGCAGCCACCGGACUCGAAAGUUACGCCGAGAUAUGCAUUGGUAGAAUUCUCCCGACCUAGCAAUGCGGUUACAGCCAAAAACUGCGUCCACGGAUUUACCAUACCACCAGAAGGAGGUGGAGGCAAGUCAGGUACACGCGUGAAGGUCAAGUAUGAGCGGAAGAUCAGACUGUCUAUGAUCAAGGACUGGCUCCUGAGUCAUCCUCGUCUAGUCAUUCCCGCUGUUGCUGCUCUCAUUGCGGCCGUCACUGUGACCAUCUUCGACCCGAUACGCACCUUCUUCAUCAAGAUGAAGAUCAAGGCGACCCUCCACACAGAAGAGAACAAGUUCUUCCAGUGGGUUCGGUAUCAGGUCAGCAAAGCGAAUAUAUACUUCGGUCAAAGCAAGUCCGAUGUCCGAGGACUGUCGGCAAUCUGGGAGGACCGUCAAGGUGAUAUUGAGCAGCUUCAUUCCUGGCUGACUGAGAGCGCGGAAACUUUCAUCGUGAUACAUGGCCCGCGCGGUUCAGGGAAGCGCGAAUUAGUUUUAGACCGCACCUUGAAGGACAACAAGUACAAACUUGUCAUUGAUUGCAAGCAAAUUCAAGAUGCCAAAGGCGACACAGCGAAGAUUGCUCGAGCAGCUAGCCAAGUGGGCUACCGUCCGAUCUUCUCCUGGAUGAACAGCAUCAGCAGCUUUAUCGACCUUGCAGCACAGGGUAUGAUCGGCACCAAGGCAGGAUUCUCCGAGACGCUGGACGCUCAGCUCAGCAAUAUCUGGCAAAACACUGCCGUGGCCCUCAAGAGUAUCACUUUGGAAAACCGCAAGAAGACGGACACGGAUGCGCAGCUUUCUGAUGAGGAAUACCUGGAGGCCCACCCCGAGUUACGACCAGUGGUCGUCAUUGAUAAUUAUCUGCACAAUAACCCAGAGGCUACCAGCGUGGUCUAUGACAAGAUCACAGAAUGGGCUGCGGGGCUGGCAACCGGGAACAUCGCACAUGUCAUCUUCUUGACGACCGAUGUAUCGUUCUCCAAGCCUUUAAGCAAAGCUUUGCCGAACUCAGUGUUCCGAACGAUCUCACUAGGCGAUUGCUCACUCGAAGUCGGCCGAAGAUUCGUUCUCAACCACCUUGAGUAUGAAGCAAAGAGCAAGAACAAGGACACGCAGAACGAGGAGGAUCUGGCUGAACUCGAUAGCUGCAUUGCCGUGUUAGGCGGGCGCCUCACGGACCUUGAAUUCAUGGCGCAUCGUAUCGAGGCUGGGGAAACGCCCAGGGGCGCUGUCACUCGCAUCGUGGAACAGUCAGCGUCCGAAAUCCUGAAGAUGUUCAUCUUGAGCCCUGAGACCGAAUCACAAAAGUGGAGUCACCAGCAGGCCUGGCACCUGAUUAAGACACUCGCUCAUUCCAAAGAUGGCAGUGUGCCCUACAACCACGUCCUUCAGUCCGACUUGUUCAAGUCCAAUAGCCAAUCUCUCCGCGAGCUCGAGCAAGCGGAACUUAUCUCAAUCGUCACAGUGAACGGCUCGCCGGAGAGGGUCAAAGCUGGUAGACCAGUUUACCAGGCGGUGUUCAAGCGACUGACUGAGAACAAGACCCUGAGUAGCCGCUUGGAUCUAGAGGUGCUGUCACAGCUAAUCGGCAAAGAGAACAAGAGUAUUGGGACAUAUGAGGAGGAGCUUCUGCUGCUCGGAAAGUUACCGAAGCAGCCGCGAGAGCUGACAGGGAGAAUCCAGUGGCUGUUGCAGAAGGUGUACAGCUCGCAAAACAAGAUUGCGAAGUAUGAAGCCGAGAGUGCGGCUCUCCAAAAGGUGCUGCAAAGUCAGCAUUGA